AUGGAUGAUGACGGUAUGGUCCCGACGCCCCCGGCGUCCGCUGGAGCCUCUCCAAAGGGUUUCGAUUUCAGCGCGGAGACUUUGUCCCAGUAUCCCGCUGUCAAGCACGCAGCGCUUCCAGCCGAUGGCGCAGGCCGCGAUACCUUUUCCUUCAAGCACCUCGUGCUCCUCCUCUCCCUCGCUCCUGCUUUUGCGACAUGGAAAUUAUGCGGAGGAUACAACACCUUGGCAAUCGCUCUAUUCACUCUCCUGGUGCCCGUUGUCGCUGCAUUCUGGUACGUUACAUCGUGCAUCUCGCCUCCGAUCAACGAGAAAAUUCGGAAUCCGGGCCGGCCAAUCGAAGAAUACCUUACCUUCACAAAGGACCACGACCGAGACAGAUACUGGGGAAGGCGUAAGAUACCAAUGGGUACUUUCACGAAGAUGUACUUUGACGGUGAGGUGGAUUUCAACGGUGAUGCGUUGGAAAUCCUGGAAUGGAGGUAUGACUGGGCGAGUUGGAGGUUUACGAGGGAGAUGACGAGUUUUGUGGUGUUGACGUGGCUUCCCGAAGCGGUUGAGUCCUAUCUGUUUCCAAGAGAAAGACCACUCCUGGAAGAUCAACGCGGCAGCGACUUUUACUCUUGGUUCCUUGGCCCACGAUUGGCUUACACUUCAGGCAUCAUAUCGGACAUGAGCAUCGAGGAAUCGCUUGAAGAGCUCCAAGACAACAAGCUUGCUGCGGUCUGUGAAAAGAUCAACCUACAACCAGGAGACCGGCUCCUCGACAUUGGUUGCGGAUGGGGUUCCCUCGUAACCUUCGCCAGCGUCAAUUACGGUGCCCUCGCGACUGGGCUUACGAUCGACCCGUUUCAAGCUGAUUUGGGAAACUGGCGCCUCCAAUCUGCAGAGAUACCCGAAACCCAAAGCCGUAUAUGCAAUCGGGCGUAUGAGGGUCCCGACGAAAGGUAUGACAAGAUCGUAUGUCUGCAGUCAUCUGGGCAGGAGGAUUUGAAAGUGGCCGGGUUCUUUGAGCGCUGCUAUGAGAUGCUCGCGGAUGAUGGGUUGUUUCAUGUCGAGAUCACCGCAUCGAGACGUGCGUGGCAAUAUGAGGAUUUGGUCUGGGGGUUGUUCUUGAAGAGGCAUGUCAUCCCUUGGAUGACGAUGGGAUGGGACUUGGGGAAGUACGUGACUGCUCUCGAGGAGGCUGGAUUUGAGAUCCAAAGCCUCGACAACAUCGGGCAGCAUUAUUCAGCCACCUUAUGGAGGUGGUACAAGAAUUGGACGGGCAAUCGUGACAAGAUCACAGCCAAGUACGGUGAAAAGUCAUACCGGAUCUGGGAAUACUUCCUUGCGAUGGCGACCAUCGUAUUCCGGCAAGGAACCAUGGGUCGUUACCAGAUUACCAUGGUGAAGAAUCUCAACGGAGUCCACCGUGAGGGUGUACAACAGACCCGGUUUUCUGUGGCUGAGGCGUUAGCCACCAGCAGAGCACAGGGGAAAAACAGGUUUCCUAUUUAA
Molecule: messenger RNA, 1500 nt
Organism: Colletotrichum chrysophilum
Lineage: Eukaryota; Fungi; Ascomycota; Sordariomycetes; Glomerellales; Glomerellaceae
Exons: 5
Coding region: 1-1500 (499 amino acids)
Biological process (GO): cellular response to biotic stimulus
Source: RefSeq, a predicted model, not a curated record